Messenger RNA from Colletotrichum karsti, 1104 nucleotides. RefSeq lists its product as uncharacterized. Lineage: Eukaryota; Fungi; Ascomycota; Sordariomycetes; Glomerellales; Glomerellaceae. The transcript has 4 exons. The coding region runs from base 1 to 1104 and encodes 367 amino acids. The record is from RefSeq and is a predicted model, not a curated record.
AUGUCGAUCAAGGCUUUCGCACUCUCAAUUCUGGCCGGUACAGCACUUGCCAGCCCGACCGGCCUUCAACGUCGCCAGGGAAGCCUCCUGGUGGGAAACAGUGUCAAUGGUGCUUUUCGGGAGGUGAACAUCACCGCUACGACGAGCAUUGGCAAUGCCAACUGCAAGCCCUUCUCUUUCGAUGGCCCGUUUGUAAGCAUGAUGUUCGGCAUGGCGGAUACCACCAUUGCGACCCUGAACAUCACUGAUGUCUCCGGGCAAUCUCAUUCCAUUGCUCCUGGUACCACCAAUGCCAACCUUCAAGGUUUCAACCUCGAGGGAAACGAGCGCAUCUCUAAGAUGACCCUUCACUCUGGCGACCCCACUUACGAACUUUUUGGCUUCGACUUUGCCAUCGAUAACGGUUUGAACAGCCGAGUGAGAACCAUGAAGGCGGCCAACGCCGACGGCAAGACGUCAUAUGAGCUUUCCACCGGCUCUGGCAUCAUUGCUCGCGUCAGUGGCAGUGCUUGCUCAGAUACCUCUGCUAUUGACGGGCUUGUGAUCAGCUACCUGGAUGACCUUGCCUCCAUCAGCGUCAGCAACAUCACGUAUGAUGGCUUUGUCAGCAACAUCAAGGAUGCAGGAAAGGGGAGCUCUUUGACCGUUGCGUCUCAAAUGCUUGACAACAGAAACUCGAGCAUUCAGCAGCAAAUUCUCUUGACCACCACUUCCGCCACUACGAGGUCCUACACAAUCACGACUGGCUCCGCUUACACCGUCGGAGCUUCGACGACCGUCGAGAGUAAGGUCGGCAUCCCGCUGCUUUCAGAAGGCAAGGCUUCUGGCACCGCUUCUUGGUCGUUGACCGAGUCCACGGACGAGCAGGAGAUGACGGGCGAGACUCAUACCCAAGCUGCCACCUUCCAGCUCAACUGCCCUGCCCGAACCGAUUGCGUCGCAGCUGCUACCUUCCUGCAAUUCAAGAUCGACGUCAACAUUAACGUUACUAUGACGGCCACCACGAAGUCAAAUGAGAAGUUCAAUUGGCAGUCCCUGGGCAAGUUCGAGGGUGCCGACAGCUUGGCGAUGAAGACUGUGGUCAAUGAGGUCGGCAAGGCCUAA